GCUCAGUCGUCGUAGGCGUGGCAUGCGACCACGACGCGAUAUUAUAGCCAACUCACGGAAAUUAACCGACCUAGAGGAAUCUGUUCUUACUUGAUACAUCCUUGACCUAGCUAUAAAGGGAUUUCCUCCCCGAGUGUCUAUGGUUGAAGAUAUGGUUUGGAAUAUAUGAGAGGCUAUUGAGAACUUUUGGUUUUAAAUCGUGGUGCUUUGGGUGGUUACAAGAUUUUAAGGAGAGGAGGUGAUUUGUCGCACUGAUAUACGAAGCCUGACUGUCUCACAAACUAUAUGAUAUCUAUUGAAACCUAGCCAACCGCAACUACAUUCUCAGCACAGCUACAGUAUAUCCAUAGCCCUCUUAAGCGAUUAACUUCCUCUCUUCAAUUGUCCCUUUUUGAACGAACAAUAAUAUCCGGGAAGCCAUGUACAAUACCCGGAAAUGGUCCUUUACCGAGCAGAGGCAAGCCAUCAACAACGUUGACCAUAGGAUCGACCACUGCUGCUAGCUCUAUCCUGGUCAGUUGAGGACUUGGGAGGCGAAUAACGGGGAUGAUGAGGAGAAUCGCGAGGUGGGGUUGCAUGUUUCUGUGGGAUGAUCCAUAAGCUUAAAUCAGGGAACUAGUGUCUCAUGACACGCUUAAUAGCGCUUCUAUUAUCAGACAUCAUGAUUUGUUGGUAAAGGGUAACAGGACCCCAAAUUGGAAUAUGCAGGCUGGUCUGUGACUGAUAGAAGAUGGUCUCACUCUCAAAGUAGCCCUCGCCAACCAAAGUUCAGCUGUGUCUCACCCACAAAGCAGCCGCGAUCGCCGGGAUCACCACCCAUUGUGCUCUUUGGGCAGCAUGGCAAGCCUAUUUUGGCGCUUGCCUAUAAAGCUAAUGGCGGAUGGCGUUAAUGCGCCAGAAUGACUGUGGUGUGUAACCGCCAUUCUCUUUCCCUCAACAAAUAUGAUAAGAGUAUUGAGUAACGUGACUACGAUACUUUUGGUCCGAAUUCUGCCCGACUUUCGCGUUGACCGCCUUCCAAUUCCACCAUGCUAUCUGAAUGGUAAGCUACUUGGUGACAAGGGCGUCAUUUAUGUGUUAAGGCCAAGCCUGAUGCAAUCAGUCACGACCUCCAACGUCCAACGUCCAACGUCCAACGUCCAAACUCUCCUCUCACUCCCCAUCAACUUCAAUAACUUCACGUACUCGCGAUAUUCGUGGGUUAUUUUCUCUCAUUUCACCCCAGCUUGAAAUAUUCCUAUAUCCAGAGCAUCUAUAGGUGCCAUCAGCCUCGUUGACCGCAGGAUGACCUUUAUCUAAUCGGAGUGGGCUGUUCAAGUACGGAUCGAGUGCCAGCUCGUCCUGUUUCCGUAUCCUUCUCCGCGGCGGAGGUAGACCUGAUGCAUAUGGAUCUCUGAUCCACGGCUGUCAAUACACUCAUUGUCUGCCGUGCCCGUUUCGUGCUUAUCCUCACUGCGGCGCCAUAUAACGAAGUUCGACAUCGAGCCCCCAAUAUCAACUUUCUACGCCCACAAAGAGACCAUGGGCUGCUGCGCCUCUCGUGCCGCGGGCACAUACCCCGCGUCCCCCUCAGCGCAGCCGAACUCCUCUCGCGCAGCCAUAAACACCACCACAGCCUCCAACACAGCCCUACCACGCCCCUCAACACACACCAGCACCUCCCACCACCGCCCCCUAAACGAGCGCUUCAACGUCCCCCUCCGCACGCACGCGUGGACAGCCCGGAAGUCCAAGCCCUGGACGCGCGCCAAGCUGGACCGCGAGCGAAUCGCCUUCUUCGACACGCGCGUGACCGGCCGGCCCGAGAUCUGGGGCGCAAUCCGUGCAGCGGUGGGGGAACUACAUGCGGAGGCUAAGAAUGGUUGGGGGGGCGGGGGUUACGCGACGGCGCAGAGUAUUAUUGAUGCUGCGGGCGCGACGCUGCCGACGGGGGACUUGGCGGAUGGGGUUUAUGAUGCGCUAGGGGCGUACUAUGGGACUCCGGAGUGGGUGGUUUGUGACCCUGUUAAUGUGGCGGAAGAGGGAGUGGAGGCGGAGGGGGUGGAGGUGGAGGAUGAGGAUGAUGGGAAGGGAAAGGGGGUGGUGGCGGAGCGAGAGACGGUUAAGGUCACGACGCGGUUGAGCGAGCGUGGGGGUAUUGAUGUGCGGGUUCGCAUUGGCUGUGGGGAUAGUGUGAAGACACUGGCGCGCAUGGUUGCGGAAGGAAGUGACCUACCGCCGCAGAAGCACGUCAAGAUUGCUUAUCUAGGCAAGAUCCUGCGUGAGAAUGAUACCCUGGUCGCGCAAGGCUGGAGGGAAGGGCAUAUUCUUAAUGGACUUGUUUUUGGCUGAACCACUUGGCCCGCCUCGCACAAAGAUCCUUCUCGCACCAAAGCACAGUUUCGGCUUUAACGAGACUAAUAAGUUCUGCGGGUGGCCUGCAGCGAUGGGAUGGAGGAAAUAGUACAUGAAGGGAGCGAGGGACGUGCUUUGGUUUGAUACCCCUGGUUUCAAGCGCUGCGAGAUUUAUGUUUGCUUAGCGGUUUGUUUUUGGGAUGGUAUUUUGUUUUGAAGUUCCUUCAUAAUGAGGUGAAGCACACAUCUUGCCUAAUAGCGAGUACUUAAUAAUAUUUUCAUUGCAAC
Molecule: messenger RNA, 2622 nt
Organism: Pseudogymnoascus destructans
Lineage: Eukaryota; Fungi; Ascomycota; Leotiomycetes; Thelebolales; Thelebolaceae
Exons: 3
Coding region: 1522-2331 (269 amino acids)
Source: RefSeq, a predicted model, not a curated record